AUGCCGCGCCGAAACAAACGUGAGAAAGAUUGUGUGAAAAAAGCAAAAGGGCAGUCGGAAAAGGCAGCUGAGUUGAAGUCGACAGCAGAAUAUUGGAAAAUAUUAUAUGAAGAAACAAUAGUGAAAAUAGAAGUUAUAAAAAAAGAAAAAAUCCAAUUAUCUGAUGAGGUUGUUGAAAAAGAUGCAAAGAUCGAAAUAAUAAUAUCGGAACACGAUGAUACAAAAAAAAGGAUAUUCAUCUCAGAGAAACAAUGCAAUAUUUUGAGAUUAAAAGUGGAUCAAAUAGAGGAUGAGAUAAAAUAUAUAAAGAUAAGUAAAACCACCUCAAAAAGGCCAAAAAGAGAGUAUUCGGAGAUAAACGAUGAUGAACCUGGACCAUCGGAAGAAAGAAUUCUUAAAGCAUUUUCGACACUGCAAAAUUCGGAAUCUCGGGAUAACAGAAUGUUGGGAUGGCUCCACGAUGCUAUUUAUUGGGCUGGAGACGAGAAUCCAAAAAUUUUUAUGAUAUACUCUUUUACACACGCUGACAAAUAUACCGAUUUUCAAUCCAGAUUUUCCCCGACACAAACUUGGGCAUUGAAAAUUCAACACAAUUUGAGUGAUGGAUUUUUAAAAAACUUCAAGAGAACUGAAAAUGAAAUUCUGGGAUUCGAUGUACUUGCGUCAAGGGCAAAUGUUUUAGAGCUCUCAAAAACACACGAUGUAUCUCAUCUUUAUAAUAUUGAUUCGGAGAUUGUGAUGAAAAAUAAGAAUGAAUUGAGAGUUCCUCGCAUUAUGAUUAUAAAAGUUGAACCCCUUUUGAAAAUUCAUCUGGAAAGAUUAGACAACGCAGGACGAGUUCACUACGAAAAUCCAGAUGAUCCGGUGAAUGUGAAUCUUUAUGGCGAUAAAGGACGAGAUGAAAUGAAAUGUUCAAUUUCGAUCGCUGAUGGGCCAAACCCAAAUUGCGUUUACUCUUUAUCAAUUAUUACACUUUAUUUUGGAAGCGACACUUAUGAACAACUGAAAGCUCGUUUACCACACAUGUUUGAAGAUAUAAAUCAGCUGAAGUUUAUCAAUUUCAAUGGGCAAAAAAGACGAGUUGUAUUUCAUGUUUUAGCGGAUAUGAAGUUCAUUAGUGCAACAGUAGGUCAUUCGGGUCAAAGUUCAAACCACCCAUGUUAUAAGUGUUACAUCAAAAUCUGUCUUCGUGGAAAAGAUAAAUCUACUCUUCUCACGUUUAAUUUCAAAGAUGUUGCAAUUCUAAGAACUUUGGAUUCAAUGCGGACUGAUGCGAAAACUGGUGACUUUGGAAUGAUUUUAGGAAGUGCGCCUUUACUUGAUAUCGAUGUUGAAAACUUAGCGCCCCCUGAGGUCCACAUCAUUUUGCGCAUUUUCAAAAAAUAUAUCUAUGAUUCUCUUCUGGCAGAAUGUAAUUUGAAGGAUAAUACUGAUAUCAACGAAGAACGAUUGGCUGAUCAAAAAAGAAUUUUAGAAAAUCUCAAAAAAGAGGAAACCACAUCACUUGAAAAUUUGAAAAUCAGAGAGAAAGAAUUGAAAGAUGCUGAAAAAAUGUACGACGCAUUAGUUGAUUAUAGAAAGAUCCGAAAACCGUGCUCUUCGGUAUAUUGUAUUGGUAACAAAGUGGUUCCGAAAACCAGCGAGAUGAUCAGUUGCUGUGAUUGUAAAAAAUUGUUCCAUUCCCAAUGUUUGCUCUUGAUAACAGAAGAAGAAGUUCGAGAGAAACGUAUCAACUAUUCGUGUAUUUUAUGCAAAAAAUUCACCAUACAAAUGUUGUUGACGGAAUCAUUUAUGAGAAAGAAUACAUUUGAACGUAUGUAUGAUCAGAAGUUGAAUGAGUAUAAUAAAGCAGUUACCGAAAGAGAAAAAAUGGAAGACAUCCUGAUAAAAUUGAAAGGUCCAACUCGGCAAGAACUCGAGAAAGUUUUGAGAGAAAUUGGAUGUGAUCAAAGGGCUUUCUUCCAAGAAAUGGUUGGAAAUCAAGUCAGAAAAAUUUUGAGACCACCUAAUAUUGAACGAAUUAUGAAUGUUUUGAAGGGCACUCCUAAAUAUGACAGUUUGAAAAAAGUAAUGAUCCUGCUUGGUAGAAUUAUGACUUAUGGCGGAACAAAAACAUAUUCAGAACCUGAAAUUAAGGAAUUUGAACAAUUAUUAGAUUUAUUCGUGGAUGCCUUAAGGGAAUGCCAUCCAAAUGAAACAGUUAUUCCAUCAUUACAUAUGCUCCAUGCUCAUGUUCCAAAUCAUAUGCGAAAACAUGGUAGUUGGGGUCGAUCAUCCGAACAAGUUGGCGAGAAUUUGCAUUCACAUUAUAAUAGAAUCGAUACUAAUUAUUCGCAUGUUCCAAAUGUUGUGGAUAGAGCAAAUCUUGUUAUGAGAAGAAUGAGUGAAUGGAAUUAUUUGUAUGAUACUGGAGAAUUGGACAAAUGUUCUUCAUUCGAUGAUUGA
This is a messenger RNA of Caenorhabditis angaria, 2445 nucleotides long. The record is from the annotation of a GenBank genome assembly. NCBI's taxonomy places the organism in Eukaryota, Metazoa, Nematoda, Chromadorea, Rhabditida, Rhabditidae.